Messenger RNA from Verticillium dahliae VdLs.17, 1914 nucleotides. RefSeq lists its product as uncharacterized. The record is from RefSeq and is a predicted model, not a curated record. Bases 1 to 1914 code for a protein of 637 amino acids. The transcript is spliced from 3 exons. Lineage: Eukaryota; Fungi; Ascomycota; Sordariomycetes; Glomerellales; Plectosphaerellaceae.
AUGGUCGCCGCCGGAACCGCGAGGCUUAUUGCCUCCUCCAUGCUCCUCGGCCUGUCCACCGCCAUCGUGGUCACGCCCGGACAGCCCGCCGCCGGCCUCGAGUCUGCUGGUGUCAAGGACAGCCGCUUCACCUUCAGUGGGCACCCUGUCGUCGUCCCGAACGACGGCGCCAUCGGCACCUUCACGGAUGGACCCCAAGGUCUCACAUCCGGUAUCAUUAUGAGCACCGGUCUCGUCUCCAAUGCCGUCGUGGGAAGCACCCCCAACACCAACUUUGGCUUCAGCAUGGGACCCCCCUUCAGGGAAUGCGCCGUCGGAAACACCCAGGAGAGUGUCUACUACGGCAUGUUCGUCAACGUGCCCCAGGGCGUCACCGCCAUCAGGAUCAACUACCUGUUCGCCACCGAGGAACCCAUCACGGGGAACCCCGACUCGUCCAUCAUCUACAGGGACGAGGUCCCCCAGCCCCAGACCGCCGUCUUGGCCGCGUCCGCGCUGCCCAACACGGGUGCCACCUUUGGUCUGUCGUACGCCCGCGCCGGCGUCAUCUCCAGCUACGAGUUUCUCGUCCAGCCCGGCUCCACCCAGCACCUCGACUUUGUGCUCUGCGACGUGGGUAACGGUGAUUUUGACUCGGCUCUGCUCAUCGACAUUGUCGGCCUUCCUCUGGAUCCCGUCUUCUUCCCCUCGAGCGCCGCCCCGAGCUCGAUCCCUCCCAGCUCCGUGCCUCCUAGCUCAGUCCCUCCCAGCUCGGUCCCCCCCAGCUCGGUGCCUCCCAGCUCGGUGCCUCCCAGCUCGGUGCCUCCCAGCUCGGUGCCUCCCAGCUCGGUGCCUCCCAGCUCGAUCCCCCCCAGCUCGGUCCCUCCCAGCUCGAUCGCUCCCAGCUCCGUGCCCCCGAGCUCGAUUGCUCCCAGCUCCGUGCCUCCGAGCUCGAUUGCUCCCAGCUCCGUGGCUCCCAGCUCGGCUCCUCCCAGCUCUGUGCCCAGCUCGGCUCCCCCCCAGCUCUGCUCCUCCCAGCUCCGUCUCGGAUGCUGUAUCCAGCUCCGCUUCCGAUUCGGCAUCCUGCGACGAUUCCCCACAACCAAGGACGUCUACGCCGCGGAGACGAGCUGCUCGGAGUCGGCUGUGCCUACGACCGUCAACGAUUACGAAGUGAUCAUCACGUCUGUCGUCACCACCAUCACCUACACCACCGUCGACUUGGCAAACCCCACCUCGCUUGUGCCUGUUGAGGUCUGCACGACGCUGGACUAUGAGGACUGCCAGUGCUCUACCCAGGUCACUCCCACCGUCCCUCUGGUGACCUACGAGGCUGAGUGCGACAAGUGCGGCGACGAUUACGAGAACACCAUCACUCUCACCAUCCCCGGUGACUACGGCUCGACCUACAAGCCUACCCACGACGAGCCUGUGCCCACCUCGACGUCGGUUCACUCCACUGGAAGCGUCACCACGUCUGUUGCUGUGUCCUCUCACGUCUCCGUCUCGGAGCCGACCGAGAGCCACACAACCACCCACGACGUCCCCGUCGUCCCCUCUGCCCCCGCCAGCGAGGUCCCUCAUGUUUCUGAGCCCGUCAGUGAGGUUCCUCCCGUCUCGGAGCCUACCGUCAUCCCUUCGCCUUCUGUCCCCGCGGUUCCUUCCGUGCCGGCGGUUCCUUCCGUGCCGGCGGUUCCUUCUGUGCCGGCGGUUCCUUCUGUCCCAGCCGUCCCCUCUGUCCCCGUCGUUCCCUCUGUCCCCGCAGUUCCUUCCAUCCCAGGCGUGCCCAGCGCGAUCCCCAGCAGCGCACCUCCCGCGCCUGAGGUGUCCGAGCCCCCCGUUGAAGCCGGUGCCCGGGGACUGCAACACGACCUGAGGGCCGUUAUGACGACCCUCAUCCCCGGUCUGGCGGUCUUCUUUUACCUUCUUGUAUGA